AUGGCCGAGCAACUAUUUCCACAACUAGAGCGUCCCUUGCCGCAACUUCCCUCCCUUCACUACACACUCUACGCCUACCGCGAGGAGUUGCGACGCCGGGAUGCGCCCUUCAUGAAAAUGUCCACCAUCAAGCUGCAUCUGACGGAUAACCUGAUAUUGCAGACGAUCAAGAACAUUCGGCAGUACGACACCAUUGAGAUUAUGAAUCUCAAUCGGGAGAUCGUGUUCAAGCGCAAGCUAUAUAGACAGAUGCGCAAGGUACGCAAGUUGGAGAAACUCGGACUAAACAUCGAUCCACGGAAGCUCAACGAGGUGCAGUGGCAGUGA
This is a messenger RNA of Scaptodrosophila lebanonensis, 327 nucleotides long. RefSeq lists its product as uncharacterized. Bases 1 to 327 code for a protein of 108 amino acids. Lineage: Eukaryota; Metazoa; Arthropoda; Insecta; Diptera; Drosophilidae. The transcript has a single exon. The record is from RefSeq and is a predicted model, not a curated record.